Misgurnus anguillicaudatus (oriental weatherfish) is the source of this 2162-nucleotide messenger RNA. RefSeq names its product protein phosphatase 1, regulatory (inhibitor) subunit 14C (gene ppp1r14c). NCBI's taxonomy places the organism in Eukaryota, Metazoa, Chordata, Actinopteri, Cypriniformes, Cobitidae. Gene Ontology annotation, molecular function: protein serine/threonine phosphatase inhibitor activity. Gene Ontology annotation, biological process: regulation of phosphorylation. The record is from RefSeq and is a predicted model, not a curated record. Gene Ontology annotation, cellular component: cytoplasm.
AAUGCUCGCGCAGGGCUUUAAAUAGCAGGUGCUCGAACCCGUCUCCCAUCACACACACAUCACCAUCAUCAUCACCGCUGUAAUGUCCACCGCCAGCGCCGAGACGACCGCGCAACUGCCCUCGGCGGCGGGCCGAGUGUUCUUUCAGUCCGGCGUGGGUUGCGCCGGUUCCGCUCCGCUGCAGAGGGAUGACCCGGUGCCGAAGAAGCAGGGCAAAGUGACGGUAAAGUACGACCGCAAGGAGCUGCGGAAAAGACUCGUGCUGGAGGAAUGGAUCAUUGAACAGCUGAGCGAACUGUAUGACUGCGAGGAAGAGGAAAUGCCAGAGGUGGAGAUAGACAUCGAUGACCUGCUGGAGGUUAACAGUGAAGAUGAAAGGGCUGUAAAACUACAGGAAUCACUGUCAGACUGCUUCAAACCCACCGAUGAAUUUGUGCGUGAGCUGCUUGGUAGGAUAAGAGGAAUGAGAAAACUCAGCGCUCCUCAGAAGAAGAGCUUUUAAGUGCUUGAAAAUGCCAACGACAAUCCAGCUACCUGGACUAUAAGUCAUCGCUCAGCCUCACAGCAUACAGCACACUACCCCUCAAGGACUCCAUAUCCCAUAAUGCAUUUCUCAUCAAUAUACCAGAAUUCAUUUUCCAAGGACCCAUAUACUGCAUCACAAAAAACAUGCAAUCAACAUUUGUUCAGACUUCAAACUUAAAUUCAGUAGUAAGCCAUGUAUGUGUUUUCCGAUGUUAUCCAUAAUUCAGGCAAUAAAUCUUGCAAAGUUCAUCCAGGACACAACUUCAGUAAAAAACUGAAUCUCAGUAACCAUCUGGGAUGAUGUAUAGGCACAACUUCUCUGUAAGUCUUCUUGGCCCUCUCCCCAGUUGGUUUAUAAUCAGAUGCAGUAGUACAAUAUAGUAGCAGUGUUUUUAUAGACUACAACUGAAUGCAAAGCUAUUUUAUGUAUAGUUUAUAUUGUUUUUCUAUUUUUUUCACACUUUUUUUAAGUCCUGUAAUAAUUUUUUUAGAUAUCUGAUUUUAGGUCAGUAGUAAUGGCCUACAUUAACCAAUAAACGUCUAGCUUUAUUUUAAUAUCAUUCUUUUCCGCACGCUUAACUUGAGCAAAGAGCAUGAUAGGAUUUGUAGUCUUUCAUAUAGGGCCAGUAUCAAAUAUAUGUUUGUGUAAUGUUAAGUUAAAAGUCAUAUAAUUGGCCGGAAUACAUAUCAGUAGGGCUGGGCAAAAAAUUAUUUUUCGAUUAAUCGGGGUUUUUUACGUGGUCGAUUCAAAAUUGAUUCUCAAAGGCCACGAAUCGUUUUUUUCAUAUUUAUUUCUGCAAACAUUGAACGUAAGAUUAACGUUCAUCUAAUUACUAGUCUUCUCCACUAGAUGUCACCCUCUUUUUUGCCUUGCGCGAUGUUACCAAGGAGCGAGAGGCGAGCCUGUCAUUCAUUAAUUCAUUCAGUGCUUAAAAUGGCGGUUUCAGGUGCUUCGUCGACGUUGAUGUCACCUUCACAUAAGAAGUCAGAUGUAUGGAAGCAUUUUAGAUUUUGCAAGCAAGACGACGAUGAUAGUGUUUUGGCUUUUAAUUUCUUUUAAUUAAUUACCCACUUGUUAACUUCUGUUCACUGUUCUUUUUUAUAAAUAUAGUAUUUGUAUUGAAUCUAUAUUCAUUGAGUUGAAUCGAGAACCGAGUAUAAAAAUCGGCCCAAGAACCGGAAUCAUAAAUCGAAUCGAGAAUCGAAUCGAUUUGAUAGCUUGUGAGUCGAAAUCAAAUCGAUCUGGAACAUCUUAAUCGAUACCCAGCCCUACAUAUCAGUCGAUCAACCAUCAUUAAUUGUGGUUUAUUUCAUGAAUUUCGGCUAAAUUAACUUUACAUUUGUAUGAAUUUUACGAGUUGGCUAAUUCAUAUGAAUUCAUACAAAGUAGUCAUACAUAAACUUACGAUUAUUAUUAUUAUUAUUAUUAAAAAACAAUAAUGAAACCCCGCCCCUGAACAUCAUAGGGGCGAAAGCAAAUCAUUCAAAAACGUACAAAUGUGGCCGUAUGAAUUAAUACGAAUAAGCCACCUUGUUGGUUCGAACUUAGAAGGUCCGAUCAAGCGCAUUGCAUUGUGGGAUACAGUGUACCAUGCAGUCAGCUCUACUGUAUACUUGACAAAUGUAGAUCAUCUAUG